Molecule: messenger RNA, 687 nt
Organism: Mizuhopecten yessoensis (Yesso scallop)
Lineage: Eukaryota; Metazoa; Mollusca; Bivalvia; Pectinida; Pectinidae
Exons: 1
Coding region: 1-687 (228 amino acids)
Source: RefSeq, a predicted model, not a curated record
AUGGAGUCACUCACCCCACUAGGAAUCACUCACUCACUGGGAGUCACUCACCCCACAAGGAGACACUCACCCCACUGGGAGCCACUCACCCAACAAGGAGUCACUAACCCCACUGGGAGUCACUCACCCAACAAGAAGGCACGCGCCUCACUUGGAGUCACUCACCCAACAAGGAGUCACCCACCCCCCUGGGAGUCACUCACCCCACUAGAAGUCACUCACCCCACUGGGAGUCACCCACCCCACUGGGAGUCACUCACCCCACUGGGAGUCACUCACCCAACAAGGAGUCACUCACCCCACUGGGAGUCACUCACCCACACGGAGUCACUCACCCCACUGGGAGUCACUCACCCACAAGGAGUCACUCACCCCACUGGGAGUCACUUACCCACUAGGAGUCACUCACCCACUAGGAGUCACUCACCCACUAGGAUUCACUCACCCACUAGGUGUCAUUCACCGCCUGAAGGUCACUCACCCCACAGGGAGUCACUCACAAGGAGUUAUUCACCCACUGAGGGUCACUCACCCCACAGGGAGUCAAUCACUCACAAGGAGUCACUGUCCCACUUGGACAAACUCACCCACAAGGAGGCACUUGCCUCACAGGAAGUCACUCGCCUCACUAGGAGUCACUUACUCACUAGGAGUCACUCACCCCAUUGGGAGUCACUCACCCACUAG